This is a messenger RNA of Schistocerca cancellata (South American locust), 840 nucleotides long. RefSeq names its product protein sidekick-2-like. The coding region runs from base 1 to 840 and encodes 279 amino acids. Gene Ontology annotation, biological process: synapse organization. The transcript has 4 exons. NCBI's taxonomy places the organism in Eukaryota, Metazoa, Arthropoda, Insecta, Orthoptera, Acrididae. Gene Ontology annotation, cellular component: neuron projection membrane. The record is from RefSeq and is a predicted model, not a curated record.
AUGCCGGUGCUGCACCAGCACAGCAAAAGGUUCAGCGGCCUCUACACCGGGCCUUACUUCGACACAAGCACUGCUACCAACAUAACGGCCCAGCUGGGCACGCACGCCUACCUGCCGUGUCGCAUCAAGCAGCUGGGUAACAAGUCGGUGUCGUGGAUCCGGCGGCGCGACGCGCACAUCCUGACGGUGGACCGGUACACGUUCAUCGCGGACGACCGCUUCCAGGCGUUCCUGGUCGAGGCGACGGACACGUGGACGCUGCAGAUAAAGUACGUGCAGGCGCGCGACGCCGGCCAGUACGAGUGCCAGGUCAGCACCGAGAACAAGAUGAGCCACUUCAUCUCGCUGCACGUCGUCGUGCCGCGCGUGGAGAUCGCGGGCGGCCACGACCUGUACGUGCGCGCGGGCAGCACGGUGGCGCUGCGCUGCGAGGUGACGCAGUCGCUGGAGGAGCCGGCCUACAUCUUCUGGUACCACGACGGCGAGCGCGUGCUCUCCUACCAGGACAUCCGGCUGGAGCGCGUCGCGCCCGACGCCACCGUCAGCACGCUGCUGAUCCAGCGCGCGCGCCGCGAGCAGUCGGGCAACUACACGUGCAAGCCCAGCAACCUCGACUCCGCCUCCGUCCUGCUGCACGUGCUCGACGGGGAGCACCCGGCGGCGAUGCAGCGCGGCAAGAACUCGGCGGUGCCGGCGGGCAGCUGGUGGGGGCACGUGUGGUGCCGUCUGGCGCUGGCUGCGCUCGCCGCCUGCUCCGGCCUGCACGACGCGCCCUGCCCCUGCCACGCCGCGGCUCUGCUGCCCGCGCUACUCGCCGCGGUCGCCUGGGCCUCUGCGUAG